Molecule: messenger RNA, 1844 nt
Organism: Mercurialis annua (annual mercury)
Lineage: Eukaryota; Viridiplantae; Streptophyta; Magnoliopsida; Malpighiales; Euphorbiaceae
Product: pentatricopeptide repeat-containing protein At4g35850, mitochondrial
Exons: 13
Coding region: 82-1416 (444 amino acids)
Cellular component (GO): mitochondrion
Molecular function (GO): protein binding
Source: RefSeq, a predicted model, not a curated record
AAACGAGGCGUUAGAAUGAAGAAAAAUACUAAACCUGUUGUGCAGUAAAACCCUAUUUUCUUCACUUCACUCAUUCAAAUCAUGAAGCUUCUAAUUCAAUCAAUUUUUGGUCACCGGAGUCCGCUGCUUAAACGGUUAGGCCGCCGUUACUACGCGGCGUCAACGGAAGAGUACGCGAAACGGAACUACGCAAAUAAUGUGUCGGAGUACAAUACAGUUGUUGGUUCUGUCACUGCUCAACGCAGGCAUUAUCUGUUGAGAGAAGUGUACGAUGAUAUGGUGCUGGAUGGAGUACAGCCGAGUCGAGAUACCUUUCAUUCCUUGAUUGUUGGCACAAUGAAAGGAGCUCGAUUGCAGGAUGCAUUCUUCUUUUCUGAUCAAAUGAAAGCUACGGGUUUGCUUCCCGAUGUAGUUUUAUACAACUUUUUAAUCUCCACAUGUGCCAAAUGCAACAAUUCUGACCAGGCAGUGAAGAUUUUUGAAGAAAUGAAGAAAAAUGAAGUGAAGCCAAAUGGACAAACUUAUGUGUGUCUACUUAAUGCAUGUGCAGCAGCUGGCCGAUUAGAUCGAGUGUAUGCUAUUGUCCGUGAUAUGACUGCAGCUGGUGCUGCUUUGAACAAGUUCUGCUAUGCAGGAUUGAUUACUGCACACAUGAACAAGAAGCCACUAUCCGAUGAUACCUCAAAGAAAAUAAUCGAAUUUGUUGAGCAAUCAAAAGGAUGGUCAUCUGCUGAAUCAUCAAGUUACAAUGCCGAAAAUGUAAUGAUGGGUGUAUCUGAAGAGGAAUUAUAUAAUUUACCAACUGCCGACUAUGUUCACAGGCGAGGAGGAUUUAUAGUUAAGCAACUAACCGUAUAUCAUGUUGCAUUUCAUGCCUGUGCAGAACUUAGGAAUGUUGAGGCCAUGGAAACUCUUCUAGAAAUGCUUAAGAAGGAUGGGAAAACUCCAGAUGUCUUUAUUGUGUUGCAAACAAUGAGGUGUUAUCUACAUUCUGGAGACAUUGACAAUGGUGCUAAAACUUUUGAAGAAUACAUGAAUUCCGGAAGGACUCCUGCAAUUGAACUAUAUACGACGCUUGUAGAAGGUGCCAUGGUAGGGUAUACUCCCAAGGGAAUGCAACUUGCUCAGGAUACACUGGUAAACAUGACUUCCAGAAACUAUUUCUUGAGUCCAAAACUAGGAAGUGAUCUCCUCCUUGUAGCAGCUGGUGAAAAGACCGGUGGAUAUACAACAGCUAAUUAUAUAUGGGACCUGAUGCAAGCUCGCAAAAUAAUUCCUUCAUUAUCAUCCGUGGAAGCAUAUUACAAUGGUCUAAAAGAACGUGAGAUACCUGGAGACGAUCCACGGCUGUUGCAAGUUUCUCGUAUUUAUGACAACCUACGUACACGAUUUGGAGGUGGACCAAGACGACAAUAAUUGUCUACAUUUUUGAUGUAUUAAACAAGGGCAUUGAAAAUGAGAGCUUCAGAUUAUCAGUGAAGAAAUGACAGUUGACUCUGCUCUGGUUCUUAAACAAUGGAAGGCAACCAAAUUGGUGAUCAAUCAAUCAAUCAAUCAUAAGAGUAAAAUUUGGCCGCUGUUUGCUUGUUUUUAUCUUUAACUUUUUCUCCUCUAGUAGUUUAGUACUGCAUCAGGUUUAAUAUCCGUAUUGAAUUAACUUUUCCUUUGGGUAUUCGAUCAGGCUCAUUAAACAAGCAGCUAUUACUCAGCCCGUCUUCUAAGCUGCAUACCAUUUUCAUAUAGCUAUUCUCAACUUUGGUGCAAACUAAAUUAAUUGAUUUAUAAGUGUAAUUUUAGAAUAAUGUUACCUAUCACAGGAUUAUUGAGCUUCACAAUUCUCGUAA